AUGGCGGAAAUUAUCGACGUCGACUACCUCAUUGUCGGCGCGGGCGCCAUGGGCCUCGCCUUUGCCGACACCAUGCUCAGCGACAGCAAAGCGACAAUGGCCAUUGUCGACCGCUACCACGCCCCCGGCGGGCACUGGACCGUCGCCUACCCCUUUGUGCGGCUGCACCAGCCCUCUGCCUUUUACGGCGUCAACUCGGCGCCGCUCGGCCGCGACGCCGUCGACCAGCACGGCACCAACAGGGGCCUCUACGAGCUCGCCACCGCGCACGAGGUGCUCGCCUACUACCGCCAGCUCCUGGACCGGCAGUUUCUGCCCAGUGGCCGCGUACAAUACUUCCCCAAAUGCGAGUACACGGGCGACGGCAGAUUCCACGCGGUGCUGACGGGCAAGACGUACCAGGCCGGGAGCAAGACCAAGAUUGUCGACGCCACGUACAUGAAGGUCACAGUGCCGUCCAUGGCGCCGCCCAAGUACCAUGUCGCGGCGGGAGUUGAGCUCGUCACGCCGAAUGAGCUGGUGACUCUAAAGGAAGGGCGCAGCAACUACACGGUCGUCGGGUCCGGCAAGACGGGCAUCGACACGUGUCUGUGGCUGCUGGGCCAAGGCGUGCCGCAGGACAAGAUUACGUGGAUCAUGCCGAGGGACGCGUGGCUGCGCGACCGCGAGAGCCUCCAGCCCGGCGACUUGUUUGGCGAGCGCCGCGCGGGGACUCUGCAGCUGAUGCAGCGCGCGGCGGCGACGUGCGCCUCGGCCGACGACUACCUGGACCAGAUGGAGCAGGGCGGCGAGGCGAUUCGCCUGUCGCGCGACAUUCGUCCCGCGUCGUACCGCUGCGCAACCGUCUCCGUCGCCGAGCUGGACGCGCUCCGCAACAUUUCCAACGUGAUCCGCCAGGGCCGCGUCGUGUCCAUCACCGCAGAUCAAGUCACGCUGCAGCACGGGGCCUACACGCCGCAGCCGGGUACGCUCUACGUCGACUGCUCGACCGAUGGCCUCGCCAAGCUGCCGCCCGUGCCCGUCUUCCAGGGCCGGACGCUGCGGCUGCAGCCCGUCCGCCCGUGCCAGCAAGUCUUUAGCGCCGCCUUUAUCGCGCACGUCGAGGCCACCUACGGCAAAAACGACGACGACGAUGACGAGGCGGAGGCGCUGAAGAAUACGCUGUGCCGCCCGGUGCCGCAUCCAAACGUGCCGAGUGACUGGCUCGUCACCAACAUUCUCCACGGCAGGGCCAGGGCGCUGUGGCUCUCGUACCCGCAGACGAGGGCCUGGCUGGCGGCGUCGCGGCUCAACUUUGAGAAGCACUGGCUGCCGACGGACAAGGCGGCGAGGGAGGCGCUGGUGGCGGGUGGAAUGUCCAGGGAGAGGCAGAAGCAGUCGAAUCAGCUGCUGCAUAGGCUGUAUGGGGUUCUGGAUACGCUGCCAGAGGAGGAAGCGGCGGCUGCAAAGGCGUUGAUUGGUGACUUGCCCAAGAUGGAGUAG
Beauveria bassiana ARSEF 2860 is the source of this 1482-nucleotide messenger RNA. RefSeq lists its product as uncharacterized. The record is from RefSeq and is a predicted model, not a curated record. The transcript has a single exon. NCBI's taxonomy places the organism in Eukaryota, Fungi, Ascomycota, Sordariomycetes, Hypocreales, Cordycipitaceae. Bases 1 to 1482 code for a protein of 493 amino acids.